Rattus norvegicus (Norway rat) is the source of this 16821-nucleotide messenger RNA. NCBI's taxonomy places the organism in Eukaryota, Metazoa, Chordata, Mammalia, Rodentia, Muridae. The record is from RefSeq and is a predicted model, not a curated record.
AACUGUUCAGAGCUGAUCUGAAGCUGCCAUGUGCCCUCACAAGGCAAGUUUACUAUAAAACACAAGGCGGGAAGCCUCAGCAACUGUGUCUUCUCAUGAGCCCACAUCCUGGAGGUGACAUCUUAACUGUGCAAUGAAGUUUUUAUGGUCCCCAUGAAGGGGAUGCUGUCUAUUUUAUUUUGGUUCAGCCGCAGCUCGACAAAUACUUCUGAGUGUCUACCAUGUGCUGGCACUGUUUUUGGCCCUUGGUAUUAAGGCUGUGAACAAAACAUUAAAAAUUUAUUUUAUAGCCUGUUUUCUGUUUUGUUAUAUCAAAACUAUUAUUCCUAGGGUCGAGAGGUGGCUUACUGGUUAAGAGCCUUGGCUGCUCCCUUCUGGAUUCCCACCGUUCUUUCGGCAGCUUACAACCAUCUGUGAUUCCUGUUCUGAGCGAUCUGACUGGUGAAGUUUGGUCUUUCGCUGUGUAUUGUAAUACUAAAUUCUGUACUCAAAGGUCUAACAGUGAAUUCUCAUGUUUACCAGCUUUUGUCGUGUAAACCUUGAUCCUUAAUUUAAAACUGUUGGUUAAAUAAAAAAUGACUACAGCCAGUUCCUGGAGAGAUUAGAGCUAGGCAGGUUUUGAGUUACCUGAUUGGGAGUGGAGAAUCAAGGAGAGGGAGAGAGAUGAGGAGGGGACAGGAGAAGGCUCUCUGAGAGGAGAUGGACCAUGAACACGUGGCCAGGAGAAACUGCAAGUAUCUGGGGUACACGGCUGGGAAGGUGUCUUAGUUUGGGUUUCACUGCUGUGAACAGACACCAUGACCAGGCAACUCUUAAAAGGACAAUGUUUAUUUGGGGCUGGCUUACAGGUUCAGAGGUUCAGUCCACUAUCAUCAAGGUGGGAACAUGGCAGCAUCCAGGCAGGCAUGGUGCAGGAGGAGCUGAGAGUUCUACAUCUUCAUCUGAAGGCUGCUUGCAGAAUAUUGGCUCCCAGGUAGCUAGGAUGAGGGUCUUAAAGCCCACACCCACAGUAACACACCUACUCCAACAGAGCCACACCUGCUAAUAGUGUCACCCCCUGGGCUGGGCAUAUAGAAACGUCACAGAAGGUCACCAGGCCAGCAGUAGAAAAGUAGAUGGGGUGACCCUCAGUAUUUGUCAAAGCCAAGUAAAAUAACCACGGUCUGAGUCUCAUUUAUUUGUAAGGGAGAUAGGUAAAGUUUAAGUUCGUCUUACUACUUCUGGCGACCUCUCCAGGCUUCUGCAGAAGAUGAGCAGCCUGCAGGCAUAAUUCUUAAGCUCCGUGGGAGGGAGCAGGAGCUGUCACAUUGUGAAGCUCCGUGGCUUUACCUCUGGGCAUUUACAGCGGGGUGUCCAUUGUCAUGUACUUCCAAGCUGGAGCAUCAUAGAUGUUUGAAUCCAAAAUCUGGCUUCUGGAUAGUUGAGACUUAACUGUGUUUCUGCAUACCGAGCAAUGUGGACUCUAGAUCCUUUGUUCAUAAGGACCUGGGCACGUUAGAGCAUCUUUCUUGACUGCACUGCUCAGGUACCUCAGGUCUUUGACAUAAUGGUGGCAAUACAGUGUUUCCUAACGACACACAGUAAACAUGACCAUAUUCUAGCCUGUGUUUUGGCUGACCCCACUGGUAAGUUCCUAGGCUGGGCAUGGUGAUACAUACCUAUAAGCUCAACAUUUGGGAGACUGAGAGAGGGGGAUGGUGAAUUCGAGGUCAGUUGGAACACAGACAUCCCUCCCCUUAUCACAAAACCAUUACAAACCCAACUGGGUGCAGUGAGUGGGUCACACCUACAACACCAGCACUGGGGAGGCUGAGGGAAGAGGCUUGCUGUGAGCUGAAGCCAGGAGGGGCCACGUGUUCCUAACCAGUCUGGCUAUGAGUCAUCUCAAGUGGGGACUGGGAACUCGGGGCCCCUGUAAGAGCGAUGCACGUUCUUAACCCCGGAGCCAUUUCUGCAGUCUGCCAGCAGCGCUGCUAAACCAUGUGGAGGCACUGAGAGGAUCGGAUGGGACGAGAAUGGUGGGAACGCUCACUGGAUUUCCCCUGCUCUGACUGAGAGAGGAGUUCAUGGAGUCCUCCCGGCUAACUCUUGACACUUUCCUUAAUGUGGGACAUUGAUCAUUUCCCUACAAUCCUGCCCUUUGGGUUUCUAUCUUCUCUGUUUCCCUGGAACUCCUGUGCUGUGUGCGGCAUGGAUAAUCCUGUUGAGGUGUUCAUAGCAGUGACUCCGCCCUUCCAGCAGACUCCAGCCGCUUGCAACUCCACCAGUAUAGUUUUGUUGCAAGUUCACUUGGGUCAGAGCAUGUUUGUUCCACGUUCACCAUGACAACUGGAUCACUGAGGGAGCUGUGAGACAGACAUCGCUGCGGUGACAGGGAGAGCCCCAAUUUAGUCAGAAUUUAUACAGAGCCCAGGGAAAGGCACUGGGGCUGGGAGAGGGAUUAGGACAAAGUGCAAUGGCUCUCAUACAUUUGAAAACACCUUAAGAAAGGCUGGUGAGAUGGCUCAGUGGGUGGUGGCACUGCCCAUGAUGCCUGAAAACCUGAGUUUGAUAUCUGGGCCCCACAGAGUGAAAGAAGAGAACUGACUCUUACAAGUUGUCCUUUGACUGCACAUCAUGUAUGUCACACACACACACACACACACACACACACACACCACACACACACACAGACACACACACACACACACAAAUGUAACAAAAUGAUGAAACACCACAGUAAAACUCAUUCAUUUGUAUGCUGACUUAAAAAGCAAUUGAUGACGAUGGUGAUGAUGGUAAUAAUGAUAAACUUACAGAAGGCUGAAUAGGCAAUAGUCACCAUCCUAAUGUAUAAUUAAUUUUUUGGUUGUCUCAAUUACCUCGUUAGUGAUCCUCCUUGUACCAAUUCUCCAGUCACUGAGUUUUGCUGUGUCUCUGGGUAGCAGUGCCUGAACUGGUGUGACCUACUUCUCUGAGUGUCUGAGACUUAGGGCAGUGUUGGUUAUGGUAUGAAGCCAAUCCCUGUAACAAGAAGGGCACAUCCCCUCCCUGACUGCUCAUGAGAAGAUGCUCUGAGCUUGUGGAGAAGUCCUCCUACCUUAGGAAGUGCACAACCCAGUGGGCUAGGGAAGCAAUAAGCAUUUUCUCCACGGUGUCUCAGGGUCCCCUGGGGCUGCUUUAGCCCUCUGCCCACAUCCCUCAGAUGGGAGGAGAGGGCAGGUGGUGCCAGGAGAUGGCUGUUUACCUCUGGGAUGAAGGGCAAGGGGGGGCCCGAAGUGGCCACUGAAGCCCGACAGGGUUGAUGGGUGAGAGAAUGCUGGCCCUUUGUGCUCUGGGAUCUGAUUGGAUGCAUUCAUCUCCUUGGGAGACAAAUGAAAUUAAUCCUCUCUCCAGAUGGCAGCAAAGUGACAGGAGCGCAGAGAUUAAAAGAGAUUGUGAGGUUAUAUGGGUGACAGCAGCCAUCAGUCGGGUUAUGAAACCUAGCACCACGCUCUACCAAGGCAGCUGGUCUGGUCUUGGAGUCUUAGCAGCUCUGCUUGUCUGAGAGUCUUCUGUGCAGCAAUGGCUUGGUUCUUCUGAGAGGGACUCUCAGCUUUUCUUGGUUCUAAAGUGACCUGUACUUGGAAUCUGUCAUUGAAUCUCCCUUCCAUGUGUCUGGCCGAGCUUCCCCAUGAGCUGCAGGAAUGGGCACAAUGUAAAAGGUCCCGAGAAGAAUUUCUCUCCCCCACCAUCCAUCCACCUUGAAUCCUCAUCCACUAAGUAAAACAUGUUCUGCACAUAACAAGACCAGCACGUUUCUCUCUUAGAGCCUGAAUUCUAGGAAGGGCUUACUGGAGGGUGGAGCAGGUAAGGAGAUAUUAGGUGAGCAGUCAAGGGAAGCAAAAUGGCGCCCUUUAUGAAGAAGACACUGAAAAGGGUGUCAUGGCAAAACACUGUGAGGAGGGGACCCUGGCUUUAGAAGAGGCAUCUUUGGAGUGAUGCUCAAAAGAUACCAAGAAACUAGUUACCUGGCAAAUGCAGGUAAGACUUUUCUAGGCAAAGGGACCAGCCAGUACAAAGGCCCCGAGGCAGGACAAGCUUGGUUUAUUCAGAGAAAUAAAAGAAAAGCUAACUGGGGCAGAGUUCAUCAGGGCUUGACAGAGAGGAGUGCCUGUGGGGUCAACAUAGGAAGUUUAGAUUUCAUAUCUUCUGUGCAGUGGAGUAGAGUUAUGACUUGUGUUCUUGUGGAUGCAUGUGUGUAUGUGUAUUCAUGUGUGUAUAUGCAGGAUCAUGUAUGCACAGAUCAUUGGGCACACACAUGAUGCACAUACGUACAUACAUGCAUGAAAAGAAAAAAACAGUGAUUUAAAUGCAUGCAAGCAAAACCAGUAAUUUAAAUAAUUACACAAAAUAAAAUACACAAAAUGACUCUUUUUAAAAAGAGAGGCACGGCAAAGAGUCUUUAGCACCACUACUUUCCUGAGGGGUGAGCUGAGCCUUGGGACUGCCCUCCAUACCACAGCAAGGAUGCUGAAGAGGAGGGAAGAAAAUGCUGCAAAGCGUGUAAGUUUGCUGAUGGGGUGACUGCUUCCAAAGCAGGUUCUGUCUUCCUCCAGUAGUGCACAAGGGUCUAGGAGCCUUAGACCAGGCUUCUGUGUGACCUCAUGUUAACUCCUGAUACCUACAGUGACUGCAUUUCUAAAUACUUUGUGAGGUACUGGCUGAAUGACUUCAGCGUAUUUGGGGGGCGGUGAAGGGAGGCAUCUUUACCUGAAGCAUUACAGUUGUGUUUUCUUCCCCUACAGCUACCAAAUUGCACAAUAUACCCCGGAAUCCAUGCAGGACUCGCAAAGUCCUCAGUACCAUGUUUUGGUUUUGUUUUUUUUUCCCCUUCGUUCAGUAUUUUUCAAAAAUUUCCCUCACCUUUCUUAGGCUUGCCCUGACUUUGAAGAUCUUUAGUCCAUGCUGGUCCCCACUACAAUGCUUGCUCAAAGGCAGUUUCCCUGGUGCAGACCAGUGGACUGGAAGACAUCAGCUGAGGCUCAGAGCCCAAGAGCCAAGCUUUAAGGUUGCCAACUAAUUGAGUUCUUCUGAGUUGAGGUGUCAGCUGGUCAGGUGGGUGUCUUUCUCCUAACAGCCCAUUCCACACCCUUUCCAGCUACAGGCAAACGCUGCUCUGUCCUCAGCUGGCUCCGAGCAUCUCUCACCUUUCCUAUCCUAGAAAAUCCUUUAAGGUUCCUAUAGAAACCCUUAGGUUUACUCUUCUGGGGUGAGAGAUGGGACAUGAUUUCCUCUGGCUCAUUCCCGCAGCUUGUGUUCAUUCAAAAAUGGUUAGCUCUGAACAGUCUGAGUCAGUAGUGAGGCUGUGCUUGCAGAGCUGAGAAGGGCAAACAGAUCAGAAGAAGAAAGGUUGCAGUUGACCUUAGAUCAAGGGCAGAGAAUACCACCUCUCCCCACUUCACUCUGAUGAUGACAACCUUACAAUGUCAUUGCUUAAAUCGCUUCUCUUCUCUGUGUAUCCCUCUGGGAAGCUGGAGUUCCUUACUGGUGGCCACAGAGGCCCAGUUCUACAGCUUUUGUCUGGUGCUUCUCUGCCUGAUCCCUAGUAUGCCUUUAUGGUCUGCUUUCAAAGUUGCAUCAAACUAGCCAUUCUGUUACCACCUCCAUUGUUGGCAUUUUGUCUAGGCUUCACCCAACAUUUACUGGACAACAGCCAGGUAUGCUUGACACACUAUAAAAGGGGCUGCUUGUCCCCUCUUCACUCUCUUCUCUUCUCUUCUCUUCUCUUCUCUUCUCUUCUCUUCUCUCCUCUCCUCUCCUCUCCUCUCCUCUCCUCUCCUCUCCUCUCCUCUCCUCUCCUCUCCUCUCCUCUUCUCCUUUCUCUUCUUCUCUUCUCUUCUCUCCUCUUUUCUCUUGCUCUUGCUCCCUUACCCUCUUCCUCCUCUCUCCUCUUCUUCUCCCCCACUCUCUCCACAUGCUCAUGGCUGGCCCCCCCCUCUGCCUUUAUUUGUCUCUACCCCCUCAACUUUCCUCCCCAUGUCCUAAAUAAACUCUAUUCUAUACUAUACCAUCAUGUGGCUGGUCUCUCAGGGGGAAGGGAUGCCUCAGCAUGGGUGCACAGAGGCACCCCUUUCCCCCACACCACAUCUCACCUCCACCAAACAUAUCCCUGGCUGCUGCUGCUGUUGCUUCUUCUUCUUCUUCUUCUUCUUCUUCUUCUUCUUCUUCUUCUUCUUCUUCUUCUUCUUCUUCUUCUUCUUCUUCUUCUUCUUCUUCUCCUCCCCUCUCCUCCUCCCCCUCCUCUUCCUCCUCCUCCUUCCCCCCUCCUCCUCCCCUCCUUCUCCUCCUCCUCACCCCCUCCUCCUCCUUCUCAUCCUCCUCCUUCUUCUACAAAUAAAACACAACACACAUACCCGUGCCCCAUCAUCCCCAUCAUGUCAGGCUCACAGCAAUCUGAACGUCAUAUCAUUGAGCUUUUCUGUGUCUCGUCCUCUAUUUUAGCAGCUCGGUGCCCCUCACAAGCUCUUAUUCAACUAAAUAAGAUUCUGCCUCCUCUUUCCUGAACCUUUAAUCCUUACAACUAAACACCAUCAUUUUAAAAUAAAAUUUUUGCCCCCUCAACCACAAAAUCUAGCAAAAUCUGAAGGUAUCCUUUUUAUUGUGAUGGUGUGGCUGUCCCUGGUAUGGGGUGGGUAAAACCCUGGCAUGCUGUCUAACAUCCCUCAAUGUACCUGUCAGACUAUCCCUCCAUUUCUGUCCCAACAAAAAUCUGACCUCCAAAUGUCAGCAGUGCUGAGGCUGAGAACCUUAGCUAAAAAGAACAAUAAAUAACAAGUACAUUUAAAAAAUGAUACAUGAUCCUUAUGAAAAAAUUGAAACUACAGAUAAGCUAAAAAGAAAAACAUAAACCUCUUAGAAAAGCCAGAAUAGUACAUUUCUGCUUUUGAUUAUUAUUAUUAUUCAAUGACAAGACAUAUUAAGGAUAAAUUGAAUCCGCUCUCGUUCCCAGCAGAGCUUAUUUAUUCUUGCUAAUUUUUAAAAAUAAAAGGACUAAAAAAAAUGAGUUGGCUGAAGUUUUUAUGGGUCAUUGGGAGAGAAAAGCAAAGUUACGCAUAGGCACUAAGUCCGUCUCUACGAAAGAUGAAUUCCAGAUCUGUCUCCAGGUAGCGGUGCCACCUGAGACUCAAUGAGAACUCUGCCAGGGGUGUGGGGAGCGCAGGAGCCCCCACUUUCCUUAGGACCUCCCUAAGGGAUGACCAGAUGUUAGUACAAAGUGCACCCCGAGACCUCCAGACUUCAGGAGUUAGAGCCUGGCCAGAGUUGCUAUUUUUUUAAAAGGGAGGUAUUUAAAAUAGUAAGAUGCGAAAAUAAUGGCCCAUGGAAGAGAAGACGCCCUUUUGUGAGUGAGAAACCCGAGACAAUGUGGCAGCAAGCCAAGUGUGUCUCUGUGCGCCCUUUGGCUGUCUGGGGACCCAGGAGAGUGGGCAGCUUCAUGUGCAUGGUAAGGUGGACGUCUAUAGGAUUGUAUCUGGCAGCAACUGAAAAAGUCUAGAUGACUCUGAAGGACGUGGGGUCAGGCAAGUGAGCGCAGAGCGGAGACAAAAUGGAUGCCACAGAUUCCCGAAGCUCCUGUCUUUGAAGGCUUUGUGCUGGCAGGGGUGCCUGGGGUGGUCUGAGGUGAAGAAGACCUAGAGUCUGAGGCCAACUCUUUACUUUUCUGAACCGGAAGUUUCUAGCGCUGGCUCAGGGACUGUCGGGAAGCUUCCAUCUGAGGAGUCUGUCCAUCACUGGUGGCGAGCAGAUUCUUCCAGACCGAAGCUGCCAGGAGUUAAUUCAAGGCAUGGCAGGAGGGAGCAGGCUCCCCAGUGAGAGAGUAAAGCAGAGCUGACUCAAGUCAGAGCAGCUGAGGAGGGUGUCACCGGGGAAUGAGCUAGGAGGGAAACCAGGGUAAGGGUGGAUGUUAAAACUGAGGUGGCAUUAGUGUGGUUUCAAGCAAGAUCCUUCAUAAUGUGACCCAACCAACCGUAAAAUGAUCUGAAGGAUUGCUAGGGAAUCUCUGUAGUAGAUCAUGAAUUUGAAGUCAAGCUGAGCUACAUAGCCCGACCCUGUCACAAACACAGUGAAAAAGAAUUCUUCGGGUAAUCUUCAAACAGAAAUAAAAUAGAAAUGAUACAGAAGGAGAGGGUGGCCUCAUCGCCCCGCCCCCAGCUUUUAAUCAUGGCCCCACCCUAUCGAGUCCUAGUGAUGUUCCAGCCAAGUGUUGACAUCAUGCCAUCUUGUCUGUACUUAGUCCAGAAUCUACUGCUAGAAAGAAAGUAAUUUGAAUUUGUCGUCAAGUGUACAUCUCUUCUUUAAAUGCUAUCACCACUGAUCUGGAAACACAAGAAACAGUAGCACAUCAGAAAGUCCCUUUCUGUGCCUUCCCACGGUAAGAUGGUGCUUCUUCGCUCAUGUUGUUUUCUGGGCACGCCUCUCUCAUUGUCACCAACAAUAUUCCUUGUCUGUGCCCUUCAUUAGUGUUCUGCUGAUUUUUAAAAUGUUUUUAUAUCAUAUAUUAUUUACACACAGUGGAUUUCAUUAUGAUAUUCUCAUGCAUGAAUAUGAUGUAUUUUGGUCAUAUUUACCCUCUGAUUAUUUUUUUUUUCCUGAAAGACAUGGUCUCUAGUGCAGGUUGUCCUGGAUGUCUUUUUUUUUUUUUUUUUCAGUUACUACUGUACUUUAUUGUGUUCAACCAAAUCACCAUGUUACAAAAAUAGCAAGCUGCCAUAAUAAAAAAUAAGGCUCCUCUAUCCAGCACCAGAGAGCAUCAUUUUACUUUCAAGCCUAGAAAUUGCACACUUGUAUAUAAACCAAUCGAAGAUGAGGAUUGAGAGUUCAUCUUGGUGGAUUUUUCCUUUGAUGAAUAUGAAGUGUCCUUCCUUAUCUUUUUUGAUGACUUUUAAUUGAAAAUUGAUUUUAUUUGAUAUUAGAAUGGCUACUCCAGCUUGCUUCUUCUGACCAUUUGCUUGGAAAGUUGUUUUCCAGCCUUCCACUCUGAGGUAGUGUCUGUCUUUGUCUCUGAGGUGUGUUUCCUGUAGGCAGCAGAAUGCAGUGUCCUCGUUGCGUAUCCAGUUUGUUAAUCUAUGUCUUUUUAUUGGGGAGUUGAGGCCAUUGAUGUUGAGAGAUAUUAAGGAAUAGUGAUUAUUGCUUCCUGUUAUAUUCAUAUUUGGAUGUGAGGUUAUGUUUGUGUGCUUUUCUUCUCAUUGUUUUGUUGCCAAGACGAUUAGUUUCUUGCUUCUUCUAGGGUAUAGCUUGCCUCCUUAUGUUGGGCUUUACCAUUUAUUAUCCUUUGUAGUGCUGGAUUUGUAGAAAGAUAUUGUGUAAAUUUGGUUUUGUCAUGGAAUAUCUUGGUUUCUCCAUCUAUGUUAAUUGAGAGUUUUGCAGGAUACAGUAACCUGGGCUGGCAUUUGUGUUCUCUUAGGGUCUGUAUGACAUCUGUCCAGGAUAUUCUGGCCUUCAUAGUUUCUGGCGAAAAGUCUGGUGUGAUUCUGAUAGGUCUGCCUUUAUAUGUUACUUGACCUUUUUCCCUUACUGCUUUUAAUAUCCUUUCUUUAUUUUGUGCGUUUGGUGUUUUGACAAUUAUGUGAUGGGAGGUGUUUCUUUUCUGGUCCAAUCUAUUUGGAGUUCUGUAGGCUUCUUGUAUGCCUAUGGGUAUCUCUUUUUUUAGGUUAGGGAAGUUUUCUUCUAUGAUUUUGUUGAAGAUAUUUACUGGUCCUUUGAGCUGGGAGUCUUCACUCUCUUCUAUACCUAUUAUCCUUAGGUUUGAUCUUCUCAUUGAGUCCUGGAUUUCCUGUAUGUUUUGGACCAGUAGCUUUUUCCGCUUUACAUUAUCUUUGACAGUUGAGUCAAUGAUUUCUAUGGAAUCUUCUGCUCCCGAGAUUCUCUCUUCCAUCUCUUGUAUUCUGUUGGUGAAGCUUGUAUCUACAGCUCCUUGUCUUUUCUUUUGAUUUUCUAUGUCCAGGGUUGUUUCCAUGUGUUCUUUCUUGAUUGCUUCUAUUUCCAUUUUUAAUUCCUUCAACUGUUUGAUUGUGUUUUCCUGGAAUUCUUUCAGGGAUUUUUGCGAUUCCUCUCUGUAGGCUUCUACUUGUUCUCUAAGGGAGUUCUUUAUGUCUUUCUUGAAGUCCUCCAGCAUCAUGAUCAAAUAUGAUUUUGAAACUAGAUCUUGCUUUUCUGGUGUGUUUGGAUAUUCCGUGUUUGCUUUGGUGGGAGAAUUGGGCUCCGAUGAUGCCAUGUAGUCUUGGUUUCUGUUGCUUGGGUUCCUGCGCUUGCCUCUCGCCAUCAGAUUAUCUCUAGUGUUACUUUGUUCUGCUAUUUCUGACCGUGGCUAGACUGUCCUAUAAGCCUGUGUGUCAGGAGUGCUGUAGACCUGUUUUCCUGUUUUCUUUCAGCCAGUUAUGGGGACAGAGUGUUCUGCUUUUGGGCGUGUAGUUUUUCCUCUCUACAGGUCUUCAGCUGUUCCUGUGGGCCUGUGUCUUGAGUUCACCAGGCAGGUUUCUUGCAGGGGAAAAGUUGGUCCUACCUGUGGUUCCAAGGCUCAAGUUUGCUCGUGGGGUACUGCCUAAGUCCUCUCCGGGGCGGCAGCAACCGGGAAGAUCUGCGCCGCUCUUUCCGGGAGCCUCCGUGCACCAGGGUUCCAGAUGGCAUUUGGUGUUUUCCUCUGGCGUCUGGAUGUGCACAGAGUGCAGUCUCUUCUGGUUUCCCAGGCGUGUCCGCCUCUCUGAAGGUUUAGCUCUCCCUCCCACGGGAUUUGGGUGCAGAGAACUGUUUAUCCGGUCUGUUUCCUUCAGGUUCCGGCGGUCGUCCUGGAUGUCUUUAAUUAACUGAGGCUGACCUUGAACUUGUGACUGUCCUGCCUCUACCUCCCAAGCACUGCUUUGACAGGGAAGCGUCCCCAUGUCCAUGCCCAGUUUGUAAGGAGCUGGUAAUGGAACCUACGGCCUCCGUUGUCUAGUAGGUGGUCCACAGUUGAGUUACACGCAUACCCCUCUACUAAUAUUUAACAUCAUGUGCUCAGUAAGCAUCAUGUGCCUCUCAGUGUUUCCCAGGGAGGUUCAGUUGGAGCCAUCUGUCUACUUCAGGACAACAAAGAAAGAGUAAAACCUGGCUUUUCAGGAAACCUUUCUUUUUUUUUUUGCUUCUUUUUUUCCGGAGCUGGGGACCGAACCCAGGGCCUUGUGCUUCCUAGGUAAGCGCUCUACCACUGAGCUAAAUCCCCAGCCCCCAGAAUUCAGGAAACCUUUCUAAGAAAGGGAAUCCCUAAAGGAGAGCUAAGAAGAAAGCCAAGGAUGGCGGGAAAGUGAGAAGGGACAUCAGCCAGCCUUGAAGAUUUGCCCCAAGAUUUGCCAUAUGGAGUUCAACAUUUCUGACUAUUUGAGAAUAUUAUUAGUAAAGAACCUACCAAUCAAUCAAUCCAGAGAGCUCUUCAGAACCUCUAUCCUGAAGAGAGCACCUCAUGUGAUUGCUUUGCUUUACCUGUAUUUGCAUAUUUAUAUAUGGCUUUCAUGAACCUAUAUAGAAAUACAUAUAAAACUAAAAUCCACAGCCAAGUGUCGCCUCAGUGCCACUUUCUCAGCGUGGGGACCUCCCAAGCAUCCCCUGUGCUAGUCACUGUCACCUCUGUCCACCUUGCCUCUCUCCACCCUAAGGCUCACUGUCACUUCCUUGUGGGGCUCACAGUGUUUUCUAGUGCUGGGGACAUGGCAAGGAACAAGAAAGACUGGAGCCCGGUCCUCGAGUGCACAGCCAAGUGAGAAUACAAUUUGCAGAGGUUUUCUUUUUUUCCUUAAAAAAAUUUUAUUUCCUUAUUUAUGUAUGCGAGCUCUGUUUUCAUGCACACCAGAGGAGGAAAUUGGACCCCAUUUCACAUGGUUGUAAGGGACUAUGUGGUUGCUAGGAAUUGAACUCAGGACCUUUGGAAGAACAGCCAAUGCUUUAAAGCGCUGAGCCAUCUCUCCAGCCCCAACUUGCAGAGUUUUAAGAAUGUGAAUACAUCCUAGAGGGAACCAAGCCUUUCUAGAGCAAAUACCUGGAAGGGCAGUUGUUCAAGGGAAGAGCUGUAUUUUCAGCCUCUGUGUGUGUGUGUGUGUGUGUGUGUGUGUGUGUGUAUGCCUCUGUGUGCAUACAUAUGUGUGUAGUGUCUUCAGAAGAGGGCGUUGGACUCCCUGGAGUUGGAGUUGUAGGUAAUUGUAAGCCACCCCACAUAGGUGCUGGAAACGUACUCUCUAAGAGCAAUUGAGUCCUCUGUAAGAGCAGUAAGAGCUCUUAGUCAAUGGACCACCUCUCCAGCUCCCUUUUUUAUCUAUUGUGUCUACUGUCUCAUCUGUUGUUACACACCGCCUUCUGUUUUAGGAAAGAAUACCACAGUCUUGUUCCUACUAUAAUUGAAAGGUCUUUGGGAGACCACUCCUGCAGAGUUAUGUAUACCUGUUGUCUUAGGGUUUCCAUUGGAAACUCUUAUAAAGGACCACAUUUAAUUGGGACUGUAUUAUAGGUUCAGAGGUUCAGUCCACUAUCAUCAAGGCAGGAACAUGGCAGCAUCCAGGCAGGCAUGGUGCAGGAGGAGCUGAGAGUUCUAUAUCUUGUUCCAAAGGCUAACAGAAGAUUGGCCCAGGUUAUCUAGGAGGAUGGUCUCAAAGCUCACCCCUUAGUGACAUCCCUCCUCUAAAAAGGCCACCCCUAAUAGUGCCACUUCCUGGGCCAAGCAUCUGUGCAAGAUGAACAACUGUGCAUGGUCCAUCCCACUCUCCAAGUCACUUUAAUAUGGAUUGACUCGUUUCAGCAGACAUUCUGUAGUUAAAAAUCAUCACAGAAAAGUCUAAAAUUAGAAUAUAAAUAUGACUGCAUAUGUUGAGAUAAGAAUUGUGUUCAUUUAAUCGCAAAUUAUUUACAAAUUCUUUUCUAAUGUUAGCUAUCAAGUUCACAGGGAAAAAGCUCGGUUGGACAUUGGAAUGAGAGGUAAACCAGUGUCAAAAGGCUUUGAUUUGAAGAGAGCCGGAAAAAGGUGGUGAGGGGCAUAGUUUGGGGGUAUCCCUAGGGAAGGUAUACGUAAAGUGGUGAACUGGCACUCAGAAUUGUGGCCUGUGUGAGUCCAUUUGAAUUGUCAGUUUCCCCGAGGUGCUAGAAGCAGGGACAAGCCAGCCAAGUUCAUGCAGGGAGGAAACUGAUCUCACUGGUCCAAGGCACGAGGGAUGAGUUUCACAGACUCUGAAGCCACAUGUUUACUGCAGGAGGCAAUUCUGAACAGACAGGGGAAAGACUUGAGGUAGGGGAUGGGCAAACAAGAGGGCGUGCCCUGAUUCUGCUGUGAAGACCGAAGAGAACACAGAAACAGCACUUUACUAAAUACAGCCCUCUAAGUCCUUCCCCGACUCCUUCAUAGUCUUUGUCCCAAGAACCAUUUGCCAGGAAGGGUCAGAAGCCCACUGAAACCAUCAGAAAGGAUGAUCACGUAAAGUCUACACGUUGGAAAAAAAAAAAAAAAACAGGUGCUCAUGGACACCGGACUCCCCUGCUUCUGGCUUUGGCCUCCUGACCUCCCCUGCCAGAUGCUCACCUCUAGGCUACCCUGGCUUCUUCUCUGUUCUGACUGCUGGACCAACAUCCUUGGGCCACUGCUGUAGCUAAGUGUGGCAAACUGAUGCCACACUUAAAACACAGGAAAGGAUUUGUUCACAGCUCAGAGAUGAGUCAGAAAUGAGCGCGUCUGCGGGGCUCUCUCCAGCACUGGCUCUGGGGAAUCUCUGUGCGAGGGUCUUCCUAUGGCUCUUCACACGGGCCACACUCAGCACCACAUCACUACUUUAAUUGUGGCCGCCCAGUUUCUCUGGUGUUGCCAGUUUGCCACGUUCACAACUGCUCGGUCCAUGCCUCGGGGAGGAGGAACUUAACACACAAUCAACUCUCAAAGCCGUUUUCCCCACUCCCAUGUUAUAGUUGACCUGCUCACUCACCGUCUUCAAGACUUUCCCUGAAAGCGGUGUCCUCCACGGACCCUACUACUCCCAUCACUGAGACCUGUCCAGCCCUUCUGCACUGACAACUUCCGGUCCCUUCAAAGCUGUUCUUCCCCACAGUGUGUAUUAUUCUUUGAACUUACUAGAUAUCUUCUGUAUUGGGUUGCUUUUUAAUUUUCUCAAGGGAAAAUAUAAAUUAUUUUGGGGCAUUUACAAUUUUUUAGUAGUAUUGUGUAUUUUUUUUUCCUUUUCUUUUUUUAGGAGCUGGGGACCGAACCCAGGGCCUUGUGAUUGCUAGGCAAGCGCUCUACCACUGAGCUAAAUCCCCAACCCCGUGUAUUUUUUUUAAAGCAAAAUUUCAAGUGGAUGCCACUUUCCUUGUCUGCAUGUGAUUAAGAUUUAGGCCAACCUUUUCUUGAGUGACUUUUCCAUACAUUUGGUAUUUGUUCUGGACGCUUUAAGAAACAGCAACACACAUAGUUGCAUUUCUCAAUACCAAAGUAUGCAAUCAUCUCGGGCUGUGGUUUCAAUUAGCAUAGCAAAGGCAGUGAAUGCUUUCUUCCUGGCGUCUGGAUUAAAGGGGCUGUUUUCACUUUCUAGCCUAGCUCCCUUUCCUCCUCCUCCUUACGAAAAACAUCUAUGGUAUCCACACUAUGUUGGUCAUUUAAAAAAGGCAAGCAAGAUUCCCAUAGAGUCUGUAAUUCCAUUUUGGUAAAUGAAGAAACAGCAGAGGUAUCCAUGGUAUAUGUUUUAUAUAAAAAGAAUCUAGAAGGAAAUGCAUCGAAUGGGUACAUUUAUGUAUGGAUGUAUACCAUUUAUGUGUGUGUACACACAGAGAUGUGUUACUCUGGUGAGAGAAAGAUAGAGUCAGAUGAAAUGUCUUCCAUUAGGCAGAGAGGUUUCCAUGGCACAGGACACCAAACUCAGCCCACUGCAGAAGAAGUCUCUUGUUUCUCUUCUACUUCCAUGGAAACUAACCAUUACCGUGAACACAGACUUCAGAGGAAGUGAGCAGAGGAAGCCUGGAGGGACUAGAAAGACUAUUCCUGCCUCAGAUGGUGUGGAUUUGCUGCUGCUGAUGUUUUAUUUCUUUAUUGUAAUAAAAACAUGCACCUGGGUGCUUGUUGUCAAAGGAGGUGACUGUGGGUUUGGGGGAAGGGUCUUGGGGCCUGAGGCAAACCUUUUCUGCCUUCAGGAGGAUGGGGUGUGGUGUUCAUGGGUUCAUCCUUGGAUGCUUCCACUCUCAGUCUGUCUCGGGCUUCAUGCCUGUGCCUAGGAAUCAGAAUUUUGUUCUUACAUUUUUAUUAGUUUGCUUGUAUGGAGCCCAGGCUGUUGUAGGCUCGUGGUCUUCCAGCUUUGGCUUCAGAACACUGGGGUGAUGUUUGCGCACCCCCGUGUCUGGGUUAUGAAUGGGAAUCUCAGCCAAUGCCCCUCUGCUAUUUUCCAGCACCUAUGCAGCAGUCUGCAUCAGCGUCCAGCUUGGCCUUUUGGAUGCACACCCCUCAGAUUUGAGAAAUCACUGGGGGUGACUCACAGAGAUCUGGAAAGCUCUUUCCUUAUUAUUGUCUUAUCCUUAAUGUUAAUGCAAGACCCGCUUUAUCGGAGAAAUCUAUAGAGUGAGGGAAGGGAAUGGUGUGUAGAGCUUCCGGGCUCUUUCUGAGUCAUCUCUAUCCAGAAUAUCAACCAGUACUCCAGCACAGAAACUUCCUGACCUCCAUUCAGAAGUUUUUAAUCAGUGUUCUUUACAUAAGUAAGAUUGAUCAAGUCAUUGGCCACUGGUGACUGAACUCAGUCUCCAGCCUGGUUCCCUUCUGGAAGUUAGGAGUUGGCUGAACUGUCCAGUCCACCAGGGACAUGGUUGGCCAGCCCUUCCCUUAAAACAGCGGCCCAUUUUCUCAUUCCAUUUGUAGUGCUAUGACAGAAUGCUGCAGACUCGAUCAUUUGUAAGAAUGGAGAUUUCUUUCUUAUAGUUCUGGAGGCUGCAAAGUCCAAAGUCAGGAUUGUUGCAGAUGCAGUGCUGGUGAGGCUGCACUCGCUCCCAGGAGCCCCUUGCUGUUGUGACUUCUGGAUGAGACCAGCCCUGUGUCUUUUUGCAGAAGGCAAAAAGAGUCUGGCAUAUUCCUUCAAGCCCCUUUGUCUGGGUGCUAAUUUUAUUCCUGAGUCAGAUGCUCUUCCUCUUAAUACGGACACACUGAAUUUUAGACUCUAACAUAUGAGUUUCGGAGGGACACAUACAUUCAAACCAUAGCACUUGCUAAGAGCCAUCUUGCUAGCUAGCAAGUGUACUUUGUAAUGAGCUGUUUAUGUGUAUGUGUGUUAUGUGUAGUCAUUCCUACAUGUACACGUGUACGGGUGCAGGCCACAGGCUGUUAUAUGUCUUCUUUAGUCAUUCUGUACCUUAUUUUCUGAGACAGGGUAUUUCACUGAACCCAGAGGUCUUCAGUUGUUUAGACUGGCUGGCCAUCCUUCUGUUUCUGCUACCAGUCCUUCACUUUAUGUUAGUGUUUGGUUCUGAACCCAGGUCCUCAAAUUUAUGUAGCAGGCACUUUUACUGAAUGAACCAUGUCCCCAGAACUGCUGUGAAGUGUCCUUUAUAUAACAUAAAAAGGUGCUUCUGGGGCCGAAGAGUUGUUAAGAGUACAUGUUGUUCCUUCCUGAAGAUUUGAGUUGUUCCAAGUACCCAUGUCAGGGUCACUGUACUCACAUGUACGCAUGUAGGCAUGUGCAAACACACAGAUAUGCACACACAAAUACGCACACAGGCACACACACGGUCACACAUGCACAACCUAAAAGCUACCACAAACAAACCAAGAAGAUACUCAUUGCUUAGGAAGCUCCAAGAGUUUCAGUUGUCCUGUUCUGGAAC